Molecule: messenger RNA, 620 nt
Organism: Salvia hispanica
Lineage: Eukaryota; Viridiplantae; Streptophyta; Magnoliopsida; Lamiales; Lamiaceae
Product: mavicyanin-like
Cellular component (GO): plasma membrane
Molecular function (GO): electron transfer activity
Source: RefSeq, a predicted model, not a curated record
AUGGUGAAGAUUGCAAUAAUUUUCAUGUUUUUUGUGAUGCUAUGCAAUGGUUCUUCUGUCUACAAAGUUGGCGACUCGGCCGGUUGGGCCGUCAUCGGCAACUUGGACUACAACAAAUGGGCUUCCUCCAAGUCCUUCCAGCCUGGCGACACCUUCCUUUUCCAAUACAACCCAUCGUACCACAACGUGCUACAAGUGAGCCGGUCGGACUUCCACACGUGCGAUGCCACAUCGCCGAUUGCCACCUAUACAACCGGCAACGACUCAAUCGUCAUCCGUAGCCCGGGCCACUACUACUUCAUUUGCGGGUUCAUGGGCCAUUGCCAGGCAGGUCAAAAGGUUGACCUAAGGGUGCCAAGAAAUAUAGGGCCCGACGAGAGCCCGAUCCCUAGCCCGAUUUUGCCCAGCAAUGUAUCAUCCAUUCCGGAGGCCUCUGCUGACGGGCCAAUGGCGCCCGGCCCAUCUCACAGCAAUGGACAUUUUGUCGUGUUUCACCAUGCCCUAUUAUGUUUCGGUUUCGGGCUUUUGUUUAUUUUUAUUUGAUUUGUGAAUGUUUAUGUAUUUUCGUUUUAAUCCUUGAGGGAUUUGGGUAUCUCCCGUACUCGACUUUUAGUAUUUGA